CGCCUUUAUAACUCCCAAACCUAAAUAUAUGCAGCGUCACAAAAAACGUGGCGCACACACGCACGAAGUAUCGGCUCUCAAUGUCGAUAUUUUUAUUCUAACUACAACCUUCGCUAUCCCAGCUUUGUUAAGCCAAGCCCCGCCUCCAGAAAGGCCUUAUGAAAGGGGCCAACCAUUCCUUACCUUCCGCGGUACACAACCUUCAGUCGAUCGCUCUCUGUGAGAUCUUUUCCUUUCGAGGAAAACAACUGUGCUUCAUUGCGAUGUUUAAGUUCGCUCUACAACUGCUGCUCUGCACGGCAGUCAUUAACGCACCACCUCCGGACUUCCUCACUGACUGUGUGUCGAGUUCGGAACACGUAACUGCGGCGCACACAUGCAUCCUGGUACCGCAGACUGAUAUAGGCACGUAUGGUAGGUCCUACAAAUUGCUGGCCGAGUCCGUACUGCAGGAACCCUCCAAUCAGCGGAACCCUAAAUUUCUCAACACGGUCUACAACGUCACACGGGCCGCAGUCAAGGAUCGAGAUUAUGUGAAGGAAGGACCCAACCUUCUCUUGGAGUUUACUACUAGCCAGAGUGCCUGCCUUCAUUCACGUCACUACACCGUUCACAUGUGCCCACCCAUUGACGACAAGGUGAACGGGCUAUGCCAGGCAGUGUUCCACUACCGUAACAGCAUCUUGGACAUCGAACGAUCUUGGUGCAGGCGCAUGGAUUAAGCUACUCGGCAUGCACAGACUGAAUUCCUAACUGUGACCCCCUGAAGCGUGCCAGCGUCAGGCGAGAGACACGUAGACAUGAGAGUGCAAUAAAAUGCAAUAAAGCACGUACCUAUAGUAUGU
This is a messenger RNA of Rhipicephalus microplus (southern cattle tick), 845 nucleotides long. RefSeq lists its product as uncharacterized. Lineage: Eukaryota; Metazoa; Arthropoda; Arachnida; Ixodida; Ixodidae. The record is from RefSeq and is a predicted model, not a curated record.